AAUAAAAUAAAGACGGAUGUUAAUAAUCGAUCGGCGAAGAAAACAGCAAAUUCAGUGAUAAUUUGAGGAAUACUUUCUCUUACAAAAGAAAUCAUCAUGGAGGAUGUGUCAGGAGAGAAGAUCGAGUAGCAGAUUCGCGAUGUCCGUUCUCUCGUGAUCGAACGAGGAAGGAAAGCCAUGAGCAACAGCAGCAGUAGAGAAGAGGAUCGAGACAAGGAAUCUCCUGGUUCACCCUCCGCUCUUGAUUCUAGAUUCAAUCAAACUCUCAGAAAUGUUCAGGGGUUGCUAAAGGGUCGGAGCUUCCCUGGAAAGAUAUUGAUAACGCGGAGAUCCGAACCUCCAGAUCAGUCAGUUUUGCUUUCUCCAAACACAGGGAGGAGGUAUUCAGAGAGCAAUAAUGACCAUGGUGAACACGGGGAUAGAUUAACUGAGGAAAAACUUCAAAACAGAGGAAGUGCAGACAUGAACUCGUCUGUUAACGAAGCUAAAUCUGAAACCAUGGAUAGUGAAAGCACUUCAAAGGAGAUUCAUAAUUCCAAAUUCACAGUGGGAGCUAGAUCUACAGACUCAGCUAGGCUAAUGAAGUUCACAAAGGAACUAUCCGGGCCCACUGUAUAUUUAGAAAAUUUGCGGCAGUUAGCAUGGAGUGGCGUGCCUCCAUAUUUACGUCCAACUGUUUGGAGACUUCUCUUGGGAUAUGCACCCUCUAAUUCAGAUAGAAGGGAGGGAGUUUUGAGAAGAAAGCGCCAGGAGUAUCUUGAUUGUGUUGCUCAGCAUUAUGAUAUUUCUGAUAUAGACCGUACGGAUGAAGAGAUUAACAUGCUUCGCCAGAUUGGUGUUGACUGUCCCAGAACUGUUCCUGAUGUCUCUUUCUUUCAACAAAUUGAAGUUCAAAAGUCGCUGGAGCGAAUACUUUACAUCUGGGCUAUACGACAUCCUGCAAGCGGUUAUGUGCAAGGAAUAAAUGAUCUUGCUACACCCUUCUUAGUUGUUUUUUUGUCAGAAUACCUGGAGGGUAGUAUUGAUACAUGGUCAAUGGCCGAUCUUUCUCCUGAGAAGAUAUCAAAUGUAGAAGCCGACUGUUAUUGGUGCCUAUCCAAGAUGCUUGACGGCAUGCAAGACCACUACACCUUUGCUCAGCCUGGAAUUCAGCGACUUGUGUUUAAGCUGAAGGAAUUGGUUAGAAGGAUUGAUGAACCUGUCUCAAGGCACAUGGAGGACCAGGGGCUUGAGUUUCUUCAGUUUGCUUUCCGCUGGUUCAAUUGCCUUCUUAUACGAGAGAUUCCAUUUCAUCUAGUUACUCGUUUAUGGGACACAUAUCUUGCCGAAGGAGAUGCACUACCAGACUUUCUUGUCUACAUAUUUGCCAGCUUUCUUUCAACGUGGUCAGACAAGCUACAGAAGCUUGAAUUCCAAGAAAUGGUGAUGUUCAUUCAGCACCUUCCGACUCUUAACUGGAGCCAUGUGGAGCUGGAGAUGGUGCUGUCCCGAGCUUAUAUGUGGCACACCAUGUUCAACAACUCCCCGAGCCAUUUAGCCAGCUGAGCUGAGCCGAGUGAGGAGAGCUAAUUAAUGGUAAUGGUAAAUGUGUUCGUUGCUACUAGUUUGGUUACUUACUUUGUGUGUUUUUAUUAUCCCCACAGUCACAGAUAGAAUGGAUGCCCCAUCUUCUUUGAGUUGUUGUUUUUGACUGGCAAUGUCAUUUGUGUUGAUAUUGGUGUUAUUAUUAGAGUUUACUGCUCAAGAAAUCAAUGAUGUUUUUCUAUGUAUUAUUAUUAUUAUUAUUAUUUUGUAAUAGCCUAAUUCUUAGGAUCCAUGGUUGAUUGAU
Messenger RNA from Andrographis paniculata, 1828 nucleotides. RefSeq names its product GTPase-activating protein GYP1. Lineage: Eukaryota; Viridiplantae; Streptophyta; Magnoliopsida; Lamiales; Acanthaceae. The record is from RefSeq and is a predicted model, not a curated record. Gene Ontology annotation, molecular function: GTPase activator activity. The transcript is spliced from 10 exons. Gene Ontology annotation, biological process: activation of GTPase activity. The coding region runs from base 178 to 1545 and encodes 455 amino acids.